AUGGACGCUAACCGGCCGGGCGCGUUCGUGCUGAGCAGCGCGCCGCUGGCCGCGCUGCACAACAUGGCCGAGAUGAAGACGUCGCUGUUCCCGUACGCGCUGCAGGGCCCCGCCGGCCUCAAGGCGCCCGCGCUGGGCGGCCUGGGCGCGCAGCUGCCGCUCGGCACCCCUCACGGCAUCAGCGACAUCCUGGGGCGGCCGGUGGGCGCGGCGGGCGGCGGCCUCCUGGGCGGCCUGCCCCGUCUCAACGGGCUCGCCUCGUCGGCCGGCGUCUACUUCGGGCCCGCGGCCGUGGCGCGCGGCUAUCCCAAGCCGCUGGCCGAGCUGCCCGGGCGCCCGCCCAUCUUCUGGCCCGGCGUGGUGCAGGGCUCGCCCUGGAGGGACCCGCGCCUGGCCGGCCCGGCCCAGGCCGGCGGGGUCCUGGACAAGGACGGCAAGAAGAAGCACUCCCGGCCCACGUUCUCGGGCCAGCAGAUCUUCGCGCUGGAGAAGACCUUCGAGCAGACCAAGUACCUGGCGGGCCCGGAGCGCGCGCGCCUCGCCUACUCCCUGGGCAUGACCGAGAGCCAGGUCAAGGUGUGGUUCCAGAACCGCCGGACCAAGUGGCGCAAGCGGCACGCGGCCGAGAUGGCGUCGGCCAAGAAGAAGCAGGACUCGGACGCCGAGAAGCUGAAGGUGGGCGGCUCGGACGCGGAGGACGACGACGAGUACAACCGGCCUCUGGACCCCAACUCGGACGACGAGAAGAUCACGCGGCUGCUCAAGAAGCACAAACCCGCGAACUUGGCGCUGGUCAGCCCGUGCGGCGGCGGCGCGGCGGACGCCUUGUGAGCACGGGCGCGGCCGGAGCAACCAGGGUCCCUCGCCGCCGCCCGCCGUGUGUGUAUAUAUUUUUACAGAAUAAGUUAUAAAGCGGCCGGCGCGGGCUCGGGAGGGCGCGGGGCCGCGCGUCCCGGGCGCAACCACUUUGUAUAAUCAAUAAAUUAUUUAACACGUCCCCGGCGGAGCCGCGGCUCCGGA
Messenger RNA from Mirounga angustirostris (Northern elephant seal), 1020 nucleotides. RefSeq names its product NK6 homeobox 2 (gene NKX6-2). The transcript is spliced from 3 exons. The record is from RefSeq and is a predicted model, not a curated record. NCBI's taxonomy places the organism in Eukaryota, Metazoa, Chordata, Mammalia, Carnivora, Phocidae. Bases 1 to 831 code for a protein of 276 amino acids. Gene Ontology annotation, molecular function: DNA-binding transcription factor activity, RNA polymerase II-specific; RNA polymerase II cis-regulatory region sequence-specific DNA binding. Gene Ontology annotation, cellular component: nucleus. Gene Ontology annotation, biological process: regulation of transcription by RNA polymerase II; cell differentiation.